Drosophila rhopaloa is the source of this 717-nucleotide messenger RNA. Its product is annotated as succinate dehydrogenase assembly factor 2-B, mitochondrial. The transcript has 3 exons. Gene Ontology annotation, cellular component: mitochondrion. The record is from RefSeq and is a predicted model, not a curated record. Gene Ontology annotation, biological process: protein-FAD linkage; tricarboxylic acid cycle; mitochondrial electron transport, succinate to ubiquinone. The coding region runs from base 65 to 535 and encodes 156 amino acids. Lineage: Eukaryota; Metazoa; Arthropoda; Insecta; Diptera; Drosophilidae.
UUUUGUAAAGUGGUUGACUAACACUGUCGUUAUAUCAUUGUUUUUGAUUUGUUUGUAUCCCGAAAUGUUGCGGCAAUUACUGCUAACCACAGUGGGGCGCCGAAUGGCGGUCCCUUUAAUUGCCCGAAAUCGCUCUGUCAGCAAUUUGGACAAAACUGAGUUUACAACUCCAGGGGAAAUUGUGGACUACGAAGAUCCGCCGCAUUUGCCAGUCCCGGAAUAUCCUGUGCGUCCGGAGGAGCCCCUCGAAACUCGAAAGCAACGCCUCUUGUACCAGAGCCGAAAACGUGGAAUGCUGGAAAACGACCUUCUGCUGAGCACUUUUGUGGCCAAGCAUCUGAAGGAUUUCAAUGCCGAUCAGACUGCCGAGUAUGAUCAGCUAAUUAAUGGUGUAAGCAACGAUUGGGAUAUCUUUUACUGGGCCACCGAAACGAAGCCUACGCCCCCGCAAUUUGAUACGGAGAUAAUGCGGCUACUAAAGGAGCAUGUAAAGAACCACGAAAAGGUCCAAAGGAUCAGACAGCCGGAUUUGUAAACCACCUAACUUUGAAAGCUAGAUACCACGGUAUAUAUACAUAUAUGUAUUAGCAGGAGCAUUACUAAACUAUUGUGUGGUAAAAGGUUUCACAAUUUAAAUAUUAAUGUAGAAACACCGAUUUGGCAUUUUACAUAUUUUUGCACCUGAUAUUAAUUUUGUUUUCUUAAUCUUCACUAGGU